AGCGUCGCGUUCAACCAGUGUUGGGUUUAGAAGGGUCUCUCUCCAGCGGGGUGACAAGUCCGACCACAGGAGCCACCGAGGGGAAGUACCUGAACGACCAGAAGAAGAAAAAAAACUGCCAAAUCCCCAAAGCGACACUUUUCUUCUUCGUUCCACCGGUGGACCCGUAACUCUCCCUGGGGGGGGGGGGCGCUCGGAUUAACUCGCAGCCGUUCUUCCUUUUUUUUUUUUUUUUCUCCUCCAGUUUUUCUAAUUUCGCCUUUUCCUUCGGAAGACUCGCCCAGACCGCGUCGAAGACAAUGGGAUCCAAGGUGUCCAGGAGAGACGGGGCCGCGGAGGCGGGCGCCGCCGGGGGGGCCGCAGCUGUCAAAACCAACGGACAGGAGAAUGGACAUGUGAAAACCAACGGGGAUGUCUCCACAAAGCCCGACGGGGAUGCUGCCGCCACCAAUGGCUCGGCCGAUGCCGCCAAGGAGCCCGAGGCCAGCGCCGCCGGGGACGCCAUCGAGCCGGCGCCCGCCGCGGACGGAGAGGCGGCCAAACCCGAAGGCGAGGCCGCGGCCAAGGAGACCCCCAAAAAGAAGAAGAAGAAGUUCGCCCUGAAGAAGUCCUUCAACUUCAAACUCAACCUGAAGAAGACCAAGAAGAGCGAGGCCGUUAAGGAGGAAGCGCCGGCCGCCGACGCCGCAGCCACCCCGGACGCCGCCACUGCCGCCACCCCCUCCGAGGAGAAGCCCGCCGAGAACGGAGCUGCUGCUCCGGCGGAGGAGAAGAAGGAAGAAAAGAAGGAGGAGGUGAAGGAGGAGGCCGCCCCUGCCGCCGCCGCCGCCGCUGCUGCUGCUGCGGCACCCGAGGCCCCGAAGGCGGAGGAGGGGCCGGCUAAAGAGGAGGCCCCCAAGGAGGAGGCCAAGGAGGCAGCUGCCGCGGCCCCCGAGGCCACGAAACCGACGGAGGAGAGCAGCUCGACCCCGGCCCCCUCUGAAAAGAAAGAGUGAUUGUACCUGAAGCUCACAAUGAACUGGGUGAACCUUUUUUUCGAGAGAGAGAGAGAGAGAGAGAGAGAGAGAGAAAGAGAGAGAAUUUAAUAGCAUAUAUAUAUUUAUAUAUAUAUGUGUAUAUGUAUAUGUAUACAUAUGUAUAUGGAUAUAUGUAUAUGUAAAUAUAUACACAUGUAUGUGAGAGACUCCUUCGACGUGCCACUUGUUGUCGUGACAACCAGACGACAGACUAGAUUCACUAGAUCACUUCCCCGGGUCACUGCUCCGCACCCGGACCCGGACUAAGUGGGCCGGGCGCCGGGCGCCAAAUUGGAAUUUAAGAAAAAAUGGGUAGAACGCGAGCUGAUGACACCACGAAGCAAAGCCGGAUGAAGAAUGGAUGGAGUCAAAGCAUCUAUACACACCCCCCCCCCCCCCCCCCCUACCUCCCCUGACCCGAAAAGAAGAAUUGUGCAAAUGAAGAUGCCUCCUCGCUGAAGGAAAGAAGCUAGAUCCUAGGACACCACCACCACUUGAAAUGACUGUUGAUAGAGCAAAAGAAAAAAAAAAUGAAAUCAGAAAAUGAAGAGACUCGCCAACUUUUUACAUUCCUAUAUUUUAACCCAAAUUUGAAGUAUUUUGUGGUGUAUUAUAGAGCAGCAUCUUAAAGAUUCAGAGAAGCUAUUACUUGUUUGUUUAAAGAAAAAAAAAAAAUAGACGACAACUUUGAUUUUUACCUUACUAUGAAAAAAAAAAAAAAAAAGAACACUUAAGCUUGCUAUGUUCACUGUUGCGGUUUGAUAUGAAGCAGAGUUGUUUACCUGUCGUAUGUGAGCCUGAAUCUGCUUUGUCUCUGUAAAUACAUUGGAUUGAUUUCUGUUCUUUAUUUUGCUAAUGUCGACAGAUGUUUCUGGUUUUAUUGUAAAGUUGAUAAUGGUAAAUAAAUGUUGGUUACCGGC
This is a messenger RNA of Pungitius pungitius (ninespine stickleback), 1936 nucleotides long. RefSeq names its product MARCKS-like 1b (gene marcksl1b). Gene Ontology annotation, biological process: central nervous system development; actin filament organization. Lineage: Eukaryota; Metazoa; Chordata; Actinopteri; Perciformes; Gasterosteidae. Gene Ontology annotation, cellular component: cytoplasm; plasma membrane. The record is from RefSeq and is a predicted model, not a curated record. The transcript is spliced from 2 exons. Gene Ontology annotation, molecular function: actin filament binding; calmodulin binding. Bases 300 to 995 code for a protein of 231 amino acids.